AGUAGUCAACUCGAAACCCUGACGGCUGAAAGAAACGAGCUGCGCAGUCGCCUCGAGAACGCGGAGUCCCGUCUACGAAUUUCAGCGCAGGAGAAGCUCGCUAUUACUCGCUCGUAUGAGCAGCUUCGAGCACGUUUGGCCGCUCGCCGUCAGAAGUUGUCUUCUUCUGGAGAGACGACACCACGACCGUCGUCAGCGACUAUCUCGGAAGAUGAUGUGUCGGAAGGCUAUCGACAGGUAGAAGAACCUGUGCCUCCAGCACCUCGGGCGUAUGCUCCUCAACAGGCGGCCGAAAAAGACGUGAUUCGACGGCGGUCAGGACAUCAUUAA
Molecule: messenger RNA, 330 nt
Organism: Ostertagia ostertagi
Lineage: Eukaryota; Metazoa; Nematoda; Chromadorea; Rhabditida; Trichostrongylidae
Source: the annotation of a GenBank genome assembly